Molecule: messenger RNA, 1940 nt
Organism: Hemibagrus wyckioides
Lineage: Eukaryota; Metazoa; Chordata; Actinopteri; Siluriformes; Bagridae
Product: WW domain-binding protein 11-like
Exons: 3
Coding region: 584-1450 (288 amino acids)
Source: RefSeq, a predicted model, not a curated record
UAAAUACAGGUCUCAUCCAAAGUCUCAGGAUGUGGAGUUUGGGUCAGUGUGUGUCCUAAACUGUGCCUGUGGUCACAGCAUCUACUCAGUCUCUGUAAGCACAACCCCAGUACUCUGCUCCUCUAGGAAGAAAGCAAUGUCAUCCACACCUACACAAACUGGAACAUGUCAGAAGCAUUUUAGACAUAUUACACCUGAUUCCUUGGACAAUUAAGGCAUCUAACUAACGUAUACAUUGCUAUCGAUUACAUGUCGCGGUGUGUAAUCGCCCAUCUUCUCACUUGCUUAAGACAGGUUCAAACACUAACCGACAGAGUCGCGCGUCAGGGACGUCACUUUACUGAUUGACUGAUUGGAGAGUAGGUUGAGAAGCAGUGGACCAAUGGGGACUUUUAUCCCGCCCCUAAACUGCAUAAAACCCUACGCGUGUUUUGAAAAGUGUUUGGAGUUGGAGUUGAAGUUGAAGGUCGCAAGACUUGAAGACUAGUUUCUGAUUCCUGCUACAGCACGACUGUAUAUCUCUUUCGUUCCUGCAACACUUUGGCGAUUGGAUUCCUUCAUCGACUCUGCACCACCAGGGAGGAUGAACUUCAGAGGAGAAGACGCGCUACAGCGGCAGGAGGACGCGGACCCUCAGCCCGGAUGGACCGGACUAUACGACCCCUGGACCGGGAGACUAGGGGAACAAACACGUCAAGACGAGCUCAACUACAGCGAGCAGAGUGACUCUGAGGAUGAGGAAAUUGUGUUUAUUCUGCAGCAGGAUGUGCAAGAUGGAGGCGAUGAGAAUGAGGUCACUGUGAGGAGCUCAUCCCCUGUUAGGAGCCCAUCCCCACCUGCAUGGAGCCCAUCCCCACCCAUGAGGGUCCUGUUACCUGUAUGGGACCUAUCACCAGCAAGGAGCCCAUCCCCAACCAUCAGGAACCCAUCCCCACCUGCAUGGAGCCCAUCCCCACCCAUGAGGGUCCUGUUACCUGUAUGGGACCUAUCACCAGCAAGGAGCCCAUCCCCACGUGUAUGGAGCCCAUCCCCACCUAUUAGAAACCCAUCCCCACCUAUUAGAAACCCAUCCCCACCUAUUAGAAACCCAUCCCCUUUAAGGACCCCAAUCCCUAUAGUACGUCCCACGCCAUCCUACGCCAUCCCACCCCUUCCCAUUGUUGUGUUGCACGACAUGCAGUCUGGUCAGCCUUUCGUUCCAGCGUCCGUGACCUUCCAUGUUUGGCGCCAGAGAAUAAGUAGAAGGGAUGAGGAGGAAGACAGUCGAGUAGUCCCUUCUGCAUAUCCUGUUCUAGACCAGGGGAAGAGGUGGAGGGAGGAAGAGGAAGACGAUGAAUUCUUCCCUUCUAGUAGACGACAGCGUGUGGAACCUGAGUGGGAGAUGCAGGUAGUCACAAGGCCCCUCCAAUUACCAGUUGAAGUGAUUCCUGCACUAAGCAGUGAUCUUUGAGCAAACCCCAAAGAUCACCCCGUACUCAUCAUGUGGUAAGUAUCAGUGGUAGGUAUCUGUGGUAAGUAUUUGACCUCUAGUCUUUAGCUUUAGUCUGGUUUUAUUUUUCUUACUUUUCUUAGUCUAAAUUUGUAGUGAAUUUCACUUCCAGACUCCAGCAGUAGUAGCGUUAAACCAUUUUCAUGACGGACUGAAUUUUGGUAAGAUAGUAGUAGUAGUUAUCGCAAUUAUGUUAGUUUAUAAUUGUCUGGUUAGUGUUUAAUGUAUAGGCUUGUUACUUUAGUAUGUUGUAUAUUUAGGAAAUAUGAAUUAGUAUUUAUUAUAGAACUUAUAAUUAACCAGUUUUCUGUUCAUAUAUGUGUAGGUUAUGCAUAUUGCUGCAAAUAUUUAUGCUGUUGUAAAUAUGUAUAUAUUAAGUAUUUAAGAUUUAGGAUUUUAAGAUUAAGUUGUACAGAAGUAGUGCACUCCCACCCCCAAAUGCCCCUAACCC